Molecule: messenger RNA, 1203 nt
Organism: Knipowitschia caucasica
Lineage: Eukaryota; Metazoa; Chordata; Actinopteri; Gobiiformes; Gobiidae
Source: the annotation of a GenBank genome assembly
AUGGAUCGCCUGGAUCACCUGGAUUACCUAGAUCGCCUGGAUUACCUGGAUCGCCUGGAUUACCUGGAUCGCAUGGAUUACCUAGAUCACCUGGAUUACCUGGAUCGCAUGGAUUACCUAGAUCACCUGGAUUACCUAGAUCGCCUGGAUUACCUAGAUCGCAUGGAUUACCUAGAUCGCAUGGAUUACCUAGAUCGCAUGGAUUACAUGGAUUACCUGGAUCGCCUGGAUUACAUGGAUUACCUGGAUCGCUUGGAUUACAUGGAUUACCUGGAUCGCCUGGAUUACAUGGAUUACCUGGAUCGCUUGGAUUACAUGGAUUACCUAGAUCGCAUGGAUUACAUGGAUUACCUGGAUCGCCUGGAUUACAUGGAUUACCUGGAUCGCAUGGAUUACCUGGAUCGCCGGAUUACCUGGAUUACCUGGAUCGCAUGGAUUACCUGGAUCGCAUGGAUUACCUGGAUCGCAUGGAUUACCUGGAUCACCUGGAUUACCUGGAUCGCCGGAUUACCUGGAUCGCCGGAUUACCUGGAUUACCUGGAUCGCCUGGAUUACCUGGAUCGCAUGGAUUACCUGGAUCGCAUGGAUUACCUGGAUCGCAUGGAUUACCUGGAUCACCUGGAUUACAUGAAUCACCUGGAUUACAUGAAUCACCUGGAUUACAUGGAUCGCAUGGAUUACAUGGUUCGCAUGGAGUACCUGGAUCGCAUGGAUUACCUGGAUCGCCUGGAUUACAUGGAUCGCAUGGAUUACCUAGAUUGCCUGGAUUACAUGGAUCGCAUGGAUUACAUGGAUCGCAUGGAUUACCUAGAUCGCCUGGAUUACAUGGAUCGCCUGGAUUACAUGGAUCGCCUGGAUUACAUGGAUCGCCUGGAUUACAUGGAUCGCAUGGAUUACCUAGAUCGCCUGGAUUACAUGGAUUACAUGGAUCGCAUGGAUUACAUGGAUCGCAUGGAUUACCUAGAUCGCCUGGAUUACAUGGAUCGCCUGGAUUACAUGGAUCGCCUGGAUUACAUGGAUCGCAUGGAUUACAUGGAUCGCCUGGAUUACAUGGAUCGCAUGGAUUACCUAGAUCGCCUGGAUUACCUGGAUCGCCUGGAUUACAUGGAUCGCAUGGACUGCAGACGAGAGCAGUUUACGUCUGCUUUUGAGAGUCUGUCUUUCAAAUAUGCAGAUUUGAACUCGGCGGUGACCUGCAGAUAA